AUGCAAAUGAUGAGAACAAUAGGGCCUCUGUCCCCAGGCCAUUUGUGGCAGAACCUCUGCUCAAGGGAGGCAUUGCUGCUUCUGCUGGGCCAUGGACAAGCUCAGGGGGAGCAAGCCCCGCCCUUCCAGAAAGCCCAGGAGGAGGAGGAAGAGGAGGAAGAUAAAUAUGAGCUGCCCCCCUGUGAGGCUCUACCCCUCAGUCUUGUCCCUGCCCACCUUCCUGGCACCGAGGAGGACUCUUUGUACUUGGGUAGGGGUUGGGAAGGUGAGGAAGGGAGUUGGGUGGUCAGGCAGGACAGAGGGUCCCCACAAGAAAAGAGGGUACAGACCUUGCCUCUUCUCCCUUUGUAUGUGCUGGGCCAUGGAAGGGGAGGGUUGGGGGUGAGGCCUCAGCUGGCAGUUGCUGAAGCCUCUGGGCUAGGCAGACUGAAGGCAAUACUGAGCCUGCAGGAGGCUAGGAAGCAGGGACAGCCCUUUGGGAAGCAAGAGUUGGCUACACCGGCCAGAAUGGUGCCAAGCCCUCCAAAGAAAUCUGAUGAGAACCUCUACCUGGAAUGUGAGCCCAGUCCAGUCCUGGCUUUGACUCGAACUCUGAGCUCUCAAGUCCUGAUGCCCCCAGACCCUCUUCCAAGGACAUCAGUGGUGCCCAGGUCCACCGUAGCCCCCCAGGAAGCUUGGAAUGGAGCCGCGAACGACACUUCUAAAGCAGGAAGGAGAUCCUCUCUUUCCUGCAUAGCACCCACCCGGAGCACCUCAGCUGCCGAGGACAGCAGCCUUCUGGGUCAGCCUUGGUACUCAGGGAACUGUGACCGCCAUGCUGUUGAGAGUGCCCUGCUCCAAUUCCGAAAGGAUGGGGCCUACACUGUGCGCCCCAGCUCAGAGCCUCAUGGCUCACAGCCCCUUACCCUGGCAGUGCUUCUCCAUGGCCGGGUCUUCAACAUUCCCAUCCGGCGGCUGGAUGGUGGGAGCCACUAUGCCCUGGGCCGGGAGGGCAGGAACCACGAGGAGCUGUUCUCCUCCGUGGCUGCCAUGGUCCGGCACUACACACAGCACCCGCUGCCCCUUGUGGACAGACACAGCGGUAGCCAUCAGCUCACCUGCCUGCUCUUCCCCACCAAGCCCUGACGCCAUGGCGGACUGUACACAGCCACCUCUGGCCCCCCAUAGUUUGCUCCUUGCCGGGGCCAUCCUGGGCUGUCUCGCUCUAGCCUCUCCCAAGUCUCCACCCUUCCAGACCCUCCCCAUCCCCUUGCCCCAGUACCUGCAGGCCUAGAUGAGAGGCUUUGGGAAAGGUUGCCCAGAGGCAGCAAGAGCCCCUGAGACCCCACCCCAUGUUCACCUGGAGCCUAGCACUGCCCUGCCCUGCUGCAUCUCCAAGGAUUGGAAGCAGGCAUCACGCAGUGUCCCCAUUCCCAGGCCCCAGGCAUGGCUGUGUCUGCACUGCACUAGAGCCUCCCAAACUGCUUUGAAUGAAAGCCUUCCUGGGGAAGCUGAGCCUCAGGGAAACAGCCCGGGGUACUGCUUGGACACAAAGAGAAUCCUUUCACAUUCUUUCGGGGACUUAACACAGGGCUGGCAUCUUUGCUUACACUGUACAUGGUCCGCUUUCAAUAAAUAUUUGUUGAAUGAAUUCUUGAAUCUGCUGAGUGAAGCAGAGGCAGCCUCUGUGAAGCCUCCAUGAGGUUUCAAGGUUCUUAAGUGUCCCAGGGCACAGACUGGGCCCGAGAGUGAUGGAGCCGUGGUGGCCAGGCCAGGGCAAGAAGGGCCAGCCCCGUUUCUGCCCCUGA
This is a messenger RNA of Panthera uncia (snow leopard), 1787 nucleotides long. It is a transcript of the gene SH2D6, whose product is annotated as SH2 domain containing 6. The record is from RefSeq and is a predicted model, not a curated record. Gene Ontology annotation, biological process: intracellular signal transduction; cell surface receptor protein tyrosine kinase signaling pathway. Lineage: Eukaryota; Metazoa; Chordata; Mammalia; Carnivora; Felidae. Bases 1 to 1125 code for a protein of 374 amino acids. Gene Ontology annotation, cellular component: cytoplasm. The transcript has 13 exons.